CUUAACCUAGAAUUGUAUGAUACCAUACAAUUAUUUUAUUUAAUUUUAUUCGUUUUUGAAAAGUGUAUACUGCACUUUCCUACAUUUAUAUGGAAUGAUCCGUACAUUUGGGAGAAUACCGUACAUAAUUCUUGAUGAUGGUAAUAAUGGAUGAAAUUUCAAGCAUCAAAACGUUCUUUCAGUCUCACAGCGUUCAUCUUUCCACUGCAUGGCUGCAGGGUUGCGUGAAUUGGUGUAAAGAAGAAGAUCUUCCUGCAAAUUACACUCUAAAAGAUUUACAACAUAAAGUAUUUGAACAGUGGCUACUUCUAGAUUUACGUGAUGUCGAAGUGCCUUGUUUACCUCCAGACUUAUCUAACAAAACUAAGUACAUACUGAAUGGUGAUUAUUCCCUGCAAAUGAUGAAGGUGGUCGAUAUUUCUAAACCGAAGUAUUGGCAGUUGCAAAGAAUUAGAAACAAUACUUCUGCAAACGUCGAAUCAGAAAUUGAAUCCUCGAACCGGGUAUUACAGUUGACAUUAACUGACGGCGUCCAGGAAGUCGAGGCCAUGGAAUAUAUGCCAGUUCCUUGCCUCAAUUUAAAAUUAAGUCCUGGUAUUAAAAUUAGACUGUUGGGUCCAAUAACCGUGAGAAGGGGACGGUUAAUGUUGGAAAAUAAGAAUGUUAAAGUUCUUGGAGGCGAAGUAGAAGAUUUGAUCGUGCCAAAUGCAGCGGAGAAUGUCUUGGCCUCUAUUUUGAAGCUGCCAUUGAAUCCGAAACCAAACGUAAUAGAGGAAAGUUUACUGACUGCAAAUCAUGAUAUGUUUAAUAAAACAGGUCAAAACGUUACUACUGCACAAAUCCAAAAUAACGUGAGAAAUAAUGUAAAUCCACCUAAUCCCGCUAAUAGACCUAACAGCGACCACCAGGCUAGAGUAACGAAUGCACCUACCAGUGUUCCAAAUUCAUCGACAAGACAAAGUAACAACGAAAUGAUGGAUUUAGACGAAGAAGAGGAAUUGAGGAUAGCAGCACAAAUAGACAUGUUGAUGGAAGUAGAAGAAGGGUUUGAAAAACCACCUGCCAAAAGAAAAAAAAGUAAAACCCCUGACUUGUUUGAGGAUGCAGACAUCGAUGACUCUGUCUUUGAAAGUAUCGAUAUUCCUAACAUUAUUGAAAAAACUCCAAAGUCUACGAAUACUCCACAAAAUAACGAAAAGAUGAGGCCGACUGAUUCAAAUAUCGAUAAAAGCUUAGAGUUUGGAGACGAUCUGUUCGAGAUAUUCGAUCUCGAAGCUCACUUAGACCAACCAACGAAGGAAUCGGGGUGGAAACCCAAUACGUCGCAAAAGCCGAUGAUAUUCACUAUAGAGAAACUUAAAAAUAAUAUGCCUAAUAUUAGCAAUGGAAAAUUCAAAAUUAAGGCUAAGUUUAAUUCAGUUGUGGAAAAAUUAACGGUGAGAGACGAGGAAUAUCAUUUAAUUAUCAAAGUGGAAGAUGAUACUGGAGAUCUAGUUGUAAAGGUGCAUACCGAUCUUGUUUCUGAUAUGUCGGGGUGUUGUGUGACUGCCCUUAUGAGCCUCAAAACAGGAAUUCUAGAGAACGAUACAGAAACGCAUGGAAAGGUUUUAGAGGCAUUGAGAAGUUUGAGAGAAAAACUGGUUGAACUAAACUGUACUGUAGAAGUACAAAUCAACUCAAAGGAAGAGUUCCCUGUGAUUGUUAACAUCUUAGGAUAACCGUUGCAGGUCUAGUGGCCUGAGAAAAAGAAUCCAUAUUGGAUUUCUUUUGUUUUUAAAUGACACCUUCCUGAACUGUGUAAAUAAAAAUUAUGUUUAUAUUCA
Messenger RNA from Anoplophora glabripennis (Asian longhorned beetle), 1823 nucleotides. Its product is annotated as recQ-mediated genome instability protein 1. Gene Ontology annotation, molecular function: nucleotide binding. The record is from RefSeq and is a predicted model, not a curated record. Bases 135 to 1718 code for a protein of 527 amino acids. Gene Ontology annotation, cellular component: RecQ family helicase-topoisomerase III complex; nuclear body. Lineage: Eukaryota; Metazoa; Arthropoda; Insecta; Coleoptera; Cerambycidae. Gene Ontology annotation, biological process: resolution of meiotic recombination intermediates; double-strand break repair via homologous recombination. The transcript has 3 exons.